Messenger RNA from Penicillium canescens, 1260 nucleotides. RefSeq names its product pepsin-like aspartic protease. The transcript has a single exon. Bases 1 to 1260 code for a protein of 419 amino acids. Gene Ontology annotation, cellular component: fungal-type vacuole. Gene Ontology annotation, biological process: proteolysis. The record is from RefSeq and is a predicted model, not a curated record. Gene Ontology annotation, molecular function: aspartic-type endopeptidase activity. Lineage: Eukaryota; Fungi; Ascomycota; Eurotiomycetes; Eurotiales; Aspergillaceae.
AUGCGUCCAUUUCAUACCCUCUUUGCGUUCCAGAUGGCAGUCUCCGGGGCGACUGCCUUGUCAAGCACAACAAUCCCACUUGUAUCCACUGAAUUUGGAACAGUAUUCGAUGCCCCCGUGAAGAUAGGGAACCAAACAUUCCAACUCUUGGUCGACACCGGCAGCAGUGACACCUAUGUCAUGAAAUCCGGCUAUACCUGCAUCAAUGCAACGGACAACCUCGAAACCCCCCAGGAAGACUGCCUAUAUUCAAACAAAACAUACCACAUAUCCAGCACAUACAAGCGCAUCCCGAACCAUAUCUUCGGAAUUCAAUAUGGAGCCGGUCUUGCAAGCGGCAUCAUGGCAAUCGAAGACGUCUCAAUAGGCGAUGUCACCACCAGAGGCCAGAAAAUCGCCAUCGCAGAUCACUCCAACCCUAUGGGCGAUAAAGUCAACAGCGGACUUCUCGGUCUGGCGUAUCCAUCCAUCACCUCCGCACACCCAGCGAACAAGACAGACAAUACGACAUAUUGGUUCAAUCGUCUGCCAUACGAUCCAUUGGUCAAUACCAUGCACCAGCAAGGACUGAUCGAACCAUACUUCAGCCUCGCACUUUCACGAGGCCCCCAAAACAAAUCUACGGCUUUCGGAGGAUACCUGACGCUUGGCGGCCUUCCACCUGUCAACCACAAUCCCGAGUUCGCAGUUGUUCCAGCUGAGAUAACAGAGACUCUCCCUCUGAAUUAUACGUCCGGCAAACGAGUACGUUCUUACUGGACUACUACAAUCCGCGAAGUCAGCUUCGGCCUCUCUCUCAACAAUUUGACAACAAACUCGACUUCGUUCCAGGCAUUCAUUGACUCUGGUAAUUACCUUACCUACCUGCCAUCUGCUGUUGUCGAUCCUAUCAACGCCCUAAUCGAUCCCUCUGCUAUGUAUAAUCCGGAAUAUGAGGCAUAUAUAGUUGAUUGUGCCGCCAAAACUCCUGAAUUUGGAUUGAAGAUCGGUAACCAGACUUUCUUUCAUAAUGGAUCGGAUUUAAUAUUCCAGACUUCUGCUGGGGUUUGUAUGUCUAGUCUUGUUUCUUCGGAGAGUGUCUCUAUUGGUGAUGUUACUCUGAAUAUCCUUGGUGUGUCCUUUUUAAAGAAUGUUGUUGCGGUUUUCGAUUUCGGGAGAAAUGAGAUGAGGUUUGCGAAGCGUUUAGACGGGAAUGGGAAUUCCACAGAGAGUAGUGGUAUUGGAAGGGAUUCUUCUUCUUUCUCGGCUGUGCUAGAAUAA